AUGGUGACGACUAUCGUUCUUUUUCUGUUUUGGGGCUCUAUAUUAGAAGUAUCAGGAAAGAUUCACGUUGAGGUGAGCUCAAAAAUUGUGUUGACUUUCAAUUGAAGAUUUAAUCCCCUACUAGUCGUCGGUUUGUAAAUUAAGCGUAAGCCUUAAUGUUAAGCAAUGAAUCUUUCGGUAUUUAUGCGAUUUUCCCGCUCGUAACGAUUCAAACUGAAAUGGGCAAAACUUGUAAACAAAGUUCAUAUCAGUUGGCGAAACCUCUAAGACCAUUAAGCUUAAUUUACUCUGAAUAAAGCGACAUUAGUGAAUGCAGACUGAGCAUCAACCAUACCAGUCAAAGCUGGACAAGAUCACAUCCCGUUUGUUUUAAGUUUAUAAUGUCAAUUCAAGCUUAAAAUUCUGUACUUUCUAUUACAGCGUUCAGGAAUCUUGCCAGUAAAUUCAAAAAGUUUUGGAAUACAGUUUUGUAAGUAUAACUGCAUGGUAUUACUGAAGUUAAUAGAAAACACUUACUACUAAAAACAAACCAGUCAACAAACUCUUGCGGUUUUAUCUACAAUUCUACAGACAUUACACUUGCGAACGAUGCAAGAAAAUCGCUCACAGUAACACCAAAUACACCGCGUUGCUGUUGGCGAGUUGACAAAAAAGACUUGGAUUGCAAGGUUGGAAUACUAUUAAUUAGUCGAUCUCUGGUACUACAAAACCUAGGUCUACGCGAAUUUAUAUUUUCUUCAAGGAUUCAAGCUUGCAAGUUUUAAACUUUUACCAGUACUUUUUAACAGUACUUUGUCUCUUCCCAGUCGAUGGAACUUGUUGGAGGAAACGAAAUGACACUGUCUCCGUCAACAACAGGGAACAUUAGUUACGUAUUUCCAAACAAAGUAAGUUAAAUAUGCGUAUAUUUUCAUCUCAGAAAUCUUGGACACUAACGAACGGCUCGGCUGACAGUUUUCAGAUUUUUCACUCGCACUGUUGACAAAAAAUGUUGGAUACAUAUUGUACGGACGGCUUGUUUUGCGUAAAUCCCAAAUGGCAUAGAAAACAAAAGAAAACUUUAAAGUUCUUUAUUUAACAUUUAAUAUUUAAAAGUAUUAUUGGUUUUGAAAACUUAGCAUUAAAAUUGCAGUUAAAAAUCAUUCGUCAAGUUGGAUAGCGGCUAGACCAACUACUUUCGGCGGCUCGGAAUUGUAGCAAUGUUUUAUUCUGCGGUUGUUCGUUAACUCAAUAAAACGGCUCUAAGUGAAAACUUUGCUCAAUCAAUUUUAGUACCCGAUGGAUAGAGUGGGAAGCUGUGACUUUACAUUUGUUACUGGAGACAAGAAGCUACAUCAUAAAGUACCAUUCAACACUACAGAACCGAAAAAGGCAUCAUGGCUAGACGGUAAGUUUUAAUUCAGUUUAAUAUUUACAUGUGUUAGUGGAGCUUUAGCUUUCAGGCUAUGCAUUUUGCAAAAAAUGAGUUUCGAGUUUCCAUUAUUUAUCUAUGACUGAUAAGGAUUUCAAAUACAAAUUUGAUCACCUAGUCAAUUUAUCUAUUCUAAUAAAUAAGUACACUAGUCAACCGGUCACUUCUUUCCAGUCCGGACAGAACUAUUCCUAGUCUAUUACAGGGUUAAUUUACCCAACUCCUACUACUAAAAUAAGAGGUAUGGACCACAUAAGGCUUUGUUAAUACUACCAUUUAACCGGGUGGAGGAUUUGAACUCGGGACUACCAUGAACAAAUCCAGCUUGUUGUCAUGGUGGGAACUGAUUUCGGGGCCCUACUUCCUCAAGGGUUCCAUGCUUAUAGCACUUCAGUGUGUCGGUGUAUGUUGCUUGCCUUACUAUAAAAGCCGUGUACUAAACUGUAGAGAGAAUUUCUGGCAUUCUCGACUUUUAAUAUUGACUUAUUUCUUACAGUUAUUGGCUUUGGAGGAGACAGUUACAGAAAAUGCCGAGGCGUUGAUCGGGUAAGUAAUGGAAAUACCGUAGACUUCCGAUUAUAAUAAGCCCCUUUCUCCCCCCCCCACCCCCUUAUAACCUCCCAUUUAUAUGCCCAUCUACCUGUGAACAAAGAAAUAUUUAUCCGGUUAAAAGCCCCCUUCUAGCUCGUAUAAAAAUGACGUUUUGAAGCUUACAGAAGCGAUCAAAAAUAUUGUGAUAAUCUGACUGUUAUGAAGUUUGUUUUGAGACACUUUUUUUUCAUCAAGCUAUAAGUUUCCCGCCCGAAUAUUCAAGGGCUGCUAAUUAAAACCCCUUACUAAGAUAUAUAAGCCCACGGCUUAUAAUUAGAAGUUUACGGUAUUGCCUUGUUUAGAGCCCUGUGUAAUUCACUCAGUCGCAAAGGCAUAAUUAGUAUCAUAAAGGUUUGGUUAAAUAAGUUCCGACAAGUCUCAAACAUUACACGUCUCAUCGCCCAAUGAGCUAAAACAUUAAAUUUGUUCAUUCAAUGCUGUAACACGGACACAUGUAAAGUUUGACGUCUGAGAUUGAUCUAUAAUAGUAAAUCCCUAUCGUAUAAAAUGGAAUGAUCUGCUGAGUUUCAGGCAACAUCAGAGAAACAUAAAGGGGCGUAGAAUCGGUUACCAUAUCGGCCGUGAAAGAUUUGCUUACGACAUGAAAAAUUCGACACCUUUGGCACAAAGGUCACAAAGGUAGAAUAUGAAGCAUACAAGCCCUCAUGGUAAGAACUGUUUCCGUUGAGGGAAAAUGCGAUUUACCUGUCACCUACCACAUGCUGGCAAAACGAUUAGCGAAUUGACAUGCUAUACGAGGAAGAAAGCUCUGAUUCAGCUUCUCCUUGAAGAAAGGUGGACUGACAGUGCCUGGUCGUUUUAUGUCUUCUUUAGGAUCCAAGAAAAAACUGUCAACCCGUAGACUGUGUAGAAAAGUACAAUGGCUGGAGAAACUUUUUCAGGAACUCCACAGGAAAAUGCGAAGCUGUGCACGAAUGUUACACAACAGGGAAGAAAGGGGAAUUACCAGAAAUUGUAAGUUAUUACUAAUGGGAUGCUUUAAAGGUAUUUUCUUUUUUUGCUUUCUUUUCUCGACCCACUGACUCCUAGAUCGAUCUUAGACGCUUUGCGAAAAAAAGAAAUUCUGCAACAAGUAUAUCCAGAAGUAAAAGCGAAGCAAAAUAACCCAUCUUUACUUUUAGUGUAUGUUCGUUUUCUUUUCUACCCGUUUUUCUCUUCCAUUCCUCCUUUUCCUUCUGCUAAGCUUUUACUAGACGUAAUCAUGGUAACAUUUCAACUCAGAAUCUGAAGAACAUGAAACGUUUUUACAACAAUUUGGCAGAAGAAAGGGGUACCAAGUACAUGUUGUAUUUUCCUUCAAAUUAGAUGCGAGUAGUUUCUCAAGUUUGUCGCAUCUGCUCUUUCGCUAGCUCCUUCCAGUCUUGUCGUGACAGCUCAGUGCACUUGAAAAUGAUACAAAAGAUACCGUAAGCAAUCUCACUAUAGUAUUUGUUUUACUAUAAAAUAAAAAGAUCUCUCCUGUCUUUUCUGAAAGAGCAGGCUGCUUUUAACGAACACUUACAAGUACAGAUGUUACAAUAAAACAAAAAAAUUAGAACUAUUAUUUCUGAUUAUCUCUUGUUUUUAGUUAGUGCAUGUUGAAGCUGAAAGUAUAUUUAAAAAGCACUAGAAAACAGACAAGUAUACGUGCGCCAUAUGUGCUGAAAUUAGUAUUACAUUGAUAGGCUUUUGACAAGGACCACAAUGACUGUAAGAGUUUAGUGAGUGCUGAACUAACAAAAGAACAGAGAAAACAGAUUCAUGACAACAUGGACAAGAGCAAAUUAGCGCAGAUGAAGUUCACGUUGGAAGACAUCAAAGACAUCAAUCCGGUAAGCUGACAAUUUUUACCAACGCAUCCACAAAACUAAAAAAUAUAGAUCAUGAAAUCUUUGUUUUGCUUUGAAUUUUUUUGAAAAAAUGUUCUAAAAGCUUAAAGAGGAAACAAUUCACAGAGUUUAAAACAGCUAAUUUUCUCUCUAGAUUUUUUAAGACCUGAGUGUUAAUCUUUCGACUGCAUAAUUAUUUACCUACUACAAACAAAUCUUUUACUGAGGAAAAACACGGUUCUUAUCUUUUCGAAUUAAAAAAAUUUUUAAGUUUGUUCUAGUGCUGCAAUUUUGCGAGGCUAAUUUUUAGUCACGAGAAACAAGUGUUAGAUAGUCAAGGUGCCAUCAUUCUAGUGUGGAAGGAAUUUAUUAGUCAACUUUUUCCUUGACUUUUUAUUUGUUAUAUGCAGAUUAAAUUGUAAUGCCAUCUAUAAAAUUCAUGCAAGUUAAUUGCUUACUUUUGAAUGACAGGUGCCACUCAACUGUCACCAUGGCCGCCGAGUUGGUUCAGUAUGUGUUUGCAAUGAAGGUUGGAAAACAAAAACAAACAAUGUGCCUAAGAAAGACCUCAGGUUCAUUUAUGAUUGGUGCAAUGUGAAGAUCAAGAAGACAAAGUACUCUGCCCAAAGAGCUCUGCUGCUUACUGUAUCCUUCACUAAACAUUAGGGAGUUCUCAGUUUGAGCAACAUCGAUGAGAAAGGCAACGAGGGCGGCAAAAAAAGCAAUAGGGAUGUAAAGCAAACAACAACUUUGCUCGUGCAUCACACUUUCCGUGUAUAUUUCUUUGCCGCUGCACGACUUUGACGUAAAACUCCCUAGUUUCACGUUUUAUGUUGAACAUGAAAUUAAGACGACGAUUUUCAUUUUCUUUUUCCUUACACUGAACAGGCCUUUAGAAUUUAACGCCCGAAAAAUUCGUCAACAUUUGAAAAUCUGAACAAGAUGAAACAUCACGAAUGUAAACCACUCAAGUAUACUGUCUCGUUUAAGUGAGAGCCUUGAGUCUCAAGCAUAGGUUUUAUAUAUCCUUACAAACUAUAAUAAAGAACACCGGUAUUUUUUUUUUAGAAUUCCCCUGUGGAGAUGUGUAACUCUCUUUAUCACAAUCGUUUCUCUCUGUUACUAAUCUUAACUAACCAAUCAGGGCUUGGGCCUCGUUGGUUUCACCCUUUUGAUUGGCUGGGUGAUUAUCAUAUGGAGUUGCUUUAUCACUGGGACCAGGCUUCACUGGGACAAUCACGAAUCGUGGAACAUCAGCAAUUUCCUUCGGCCAUUUAAAACUUUAUGUAAGUUGUCAUAGUAGACGAAUCUAAUUCAUCUUACUAAUCUUGUAUCUAGAAGCCCCCCGGUACGAACACGAGAGAGAUUGGUUCCCUACUACUAAACGUAAUACAGUCAACUUUCUAUUAAUAGACAACUCCAUAAGAUGGACAUUUCUCUAAACGGACACCUAGAAUUGGUCCAUUCCUUUCUUCACUCCUUUAAGUUGACUCUUUAGAAGACGGACACAUAGUUAGGCUCGAUUACCAGCCGCUGUUCAGGAAAUGAGCCCACGCUACUCCUCUCUCCUCUCUUCUCAGGGAGAACCGAGAGAGCGGCGGAAAUCUAACCUAACACAUAGUGCCGGUCUCAAAGGUGUACUAGCGUCUUAGGAGGGUCGACUUAAUGCUCAAAAUCCUUAUUCAGCGUUGCUUGGUGAUUUACAGGGUACUAUGUGCGAUUGCAAGUGACGACGUGGUGGCGAAGAAACCAACAUGGCUUUGUGCAUACAUCUUAUGAACCAAAAACUGACAACGAACUUCGUUUGAAGAAAGGACAGAUUGUAGAAGAUAUUGUAAAGAUUGACGAAGAAGGAUUGUACGAGGUAAGAAGUGGCCAGAAGCAUCAGCUUAAGAAGCAGACUGGUACGACAUUUAUUUGAGUUUUGCAGUAAGUCACACAGGGACUUAAGGAAAGAAAAUAAAUGCUAUUUUUACUUCGUCUCUUUCCAUGCAUGACAGCCUGCGCGCCUCAAUCUAAUUCCGAUCUUCUCUCAUUCCGAAAAUAAUUAUAGUCUGUACUAUUGGGGAGGGGGGGCGGCUGUAUACAGGCUAGAACACAAUGAAACUAGUUGGUCAAAGAAACCUAUAAAACAAUUUUUUGCCAAGAUCUUCUCGCGUGGUACGUAUGCUCGUGGGGUUGGGGGAAGUAGCGUCGAGAAAGAACCAUUUUGUGUUGCCCGGGUACAUACUAGAUGCAAUACCUCUUUUCUGAGCUUUUCCUUUUUCAUUCAAGCCCCACCCUGCAUUCCCUUUACCCAAAGGGGUAGUUAGAUUCAAGAGGCUAGGAGUCACGUUAUAACAGGAAUGAUCUCUGAUGUAUUAUCUCCCCAGGGAACAUGUGACGGUGUGCGAGGAUACUUCCAUCAGAGCUAUGUCACUGUCAAGGCCAACGAAUCUUAA
Porites lobata is the source of this 6272-nucleotide messenger RNA. Lineage: Eukaryota; Metazoa; Cnidaria; Anthozoa; Scleractinia; Poritidae. The record is from the annotation of a GenBank genome assembly.